Molecule: messenger RNA, 732 nt
Organism: Wickerhamiella sorbophila
Lineage: Eukaryota; Fungi; Ascomycota; Dipodascomycetes; Dipodascales; Trichomonascaceae
Product: Delta(3,5)-Delta(2,4)-dienoyl-CoA isomerase, mitochondrial
Exons: 2
Coding region: 1-732 (243 amino acids)
Cellular component (GO): mitochondrion
Molecular function (GO): delta(3,5)-delta(2,4)-dienoyl-CoA isomerase activity
Source: RefSeq, a predicted model, not a curated record
AUGAGUUACAGCAAUCUUGAGUUCCACGAAGUGAGAUUGUCUGAGGAGGGCGUUCUCCAUGUUGAGAUCAACCGUCCUGAUCGCCUCAAUGCCAUGAACGAGCCGUGCUGGACCGAGUACGGCAAGAUUUUUGCCCAGGCAGCCAGAGACUCGGAUGUUCGCGCUGUGGUCGUGAACGGAGUGGGUAGAGCGUUCUGCGCUGGUCUGGACGUUGUGGACAGUGCGCAGGGCUUUGCUGAGCGCCAGCAGAUGGACACUGCUCGUGCCGGACUGAAACUGGGUGAGCAUAUUCGUGAUUUCCAGCUCGCCCUGCAUCAGGCCCAUCUGAUCAACAAGCCGGUCAUUGGCGUGGCCCACGGCCCCUGCAUUGGCUUGGGCAUUGAUCUGCUCACCACAUUCGACGUGCGCUUUGCCGCCAAGGACGCGCUAUUCUCUGUGCGCGAAAUCGUCAUUGGCAUGGCCGCUGAUAUCGGCACUCUGCAGCGGCUGCCCAAGAUCGUUGGCAGCCUGGGAUGGGUCAAGGAUGUGUGCUUCAGUGGCCGCAACUUCCAGGUCGACGAGGCUAUUGCCCAAGGCUUUAUCCAGCGGGCGUACGACUCUCGUGACGAUGCCGUUAACGCUGCUCUGGAAUACGCCAAGGAGCUGUGCAAGUUCUCCCCCGUGGCUAUGUGGGGCACCAAGCGCUCGAUCAACUACGCCAUUGACCACACGACUUUGCUAAAGGAGCGAUGA